AUGGCUCUUAGAGGGAAAGUAGCAUUAGUAACAGGUGCUUCUCGUGGCAUCGGACGAGGCAUAGCGUUACAGUUAGGUGAGGCUGGUGCUACUGUGUAUGUGACUGGACGCCAUCCAGACUUGUCCCUACACGCUAGCCAGAAUACGCUUCCAACGCUUAAAGCGACUGCAGAAGAUGUCACGGCUCGUGGUGGCAAAGGUAUUGCGGUUUAUGUCGAUCAUUCAAAUAUGUCCGACGUUGAGAAAUUGUUCAAGCGAAUCGAUGAAGAGACGAAUGGUCACUUAGAUAUAUUAGUAAAUAAUGCCUUCUCAGCUGUUCCACAACUUGCUGACCUAAGUGGCCAGAAAUUUUGGGAAGUAUCUCCAGAACUUUGGGACGAGGUAAAUAAUGUUGGUUUGCGAAAUAAUUACUACUGUUGUUGCUACGCAGCUCGCAUUAUGGUCAGACGUUGUGCAGGACUUAUUGUCAAUAUCAGUUCUGCAGGUGGUUUAGUUUAUCUUUUUUCGGUACCUUAUGGCGUUGGAAAAACGGCCAAUGAUCGUAUGGCUUCUGAUAUGGCAAUUGAGUUGCGUCGCUAUGGCAUAACUGUGGUUUCGAUUUGGCCAGGACCUGUCAGGACUGAAGUAUCUGUUUUAUUCUUUUCAGAUAUAAUUACUGAAUUUCAAAAAAUUAACGAAGUAUACGGAUCAAGUAAAACAUAUUAG
Messenger RNA from Thelazia callipaeda (thelaziosis nematode), 705 nucleotides. The record is from the annotation of a GenBank genome assembly. NCBI's taxonomy places the organism in Eukaryota, Metazoa, Nematoda, Chromadorea, Rhabditida, Thelaziidae.